AUGGCUCGUAAGUGGGGAUAUGAGGUAAAAGGGCUUAAAAAAGACAGUGCAAAAAUCAUCUUUUGCAACAACAACUAUUGGGGAAGAACAAUCGCUGCAGCAAGUUCUUCCACCACUCUCGAGAACUACAGACACUUUGGUCCGUUUACACCCGGAUUUGAGUUGAUUCCUUACGACGAUUUGCAAGCUCUAGAGAAGGCUUUGCAAGACCCUCAAGUGGCUGCCUUCUUUGUUGAGCCGAUCCAAGGGGAAGCAGGGGUGGUGGUGCCGCAGCGGGGGUAUCUAAGGGCAGCAGCAGAACUCUGCCGCGAGCACAACGUGCUGCUGAUAGCUGACGAAAUUCAAGCGGGUUUAGGGAGGAGUGGGAAGCUGCUAGCUUGUGAUUGGGACUACGUGAGACCUGAUGUCGUGUUGCUGGGAAAGAGCAUAUCAGGAGGCGUCUUGCCUUGUAGCGCCGUUAUUACUGACGCACAUAUUAUGCAAGUCUUCUCUCCAGGCACACAUGGAUCUACAUUUGGUGGCAAUCCACUUGCAUGCGCUGUUGGCUAUGAAGCACUCAGUGUGCUACUUGAAGAAGGAAUGCUCGAAAAUUCGUGCAUCCAAGGAGAACUAUUACGCAGCGAACUUCAACGCCUUAAAGAUAAACAUAAACUUCACUUCAUAAAGGAUAUUCGAGGGAAAGGUCUCUUUAAUGCCGUCGAAAUAGACGGAAGCAGCGGAGAAUGCAUGCACUUAUGCAUGCAACUCAAAGAAGAAGGCCUCCUCUGCAGACCUACACGAGGCACAGUACUACGAUUCCUCCCACCCCUCAAUAUCACAGAGGAACAAAUGAAAGAAGCUAUUGAACGGAUUGCGAAGGUCUUCCUCAGGAAAACAUCUUAA
Eimeria maxima is the source of this 882-nucleotide messenger RNA. Its product is annotated as ornithine aminotransferase, putative. The coding region runs from base 1 to 882 and encodes 293 amino acids. The transcript has 2 exons. The record is from RefSeq and is a predicted model, not a curated record. Gene Ontology annotation, molecular function: L-ornithine transaminase activity; identical protein binding; pyridoxal phosphate binding. NCBI's taxonomy places the organism in Eukaryota, Apicomplexa, Conoidasida, Eucoccidiorida, Eimeriidae. Gene Ontology annotation, cellular component: cytoplasm.